Molecule: messenger RNA, 1518 nt
Organism: Chironomus riparius
Lineage: Eukaryota; Metazoa; Arthropoda; Insecta; Diptera; Chironomidae
Source: the annotation of a GenBank genome assembly
AUGCAUCAGUGUGAAUGUUUAACGCAAGUUCAGCCUUUAGGAUCAAUAUUAUUUGAGGAUCAUGGAUUUCCCAAGAAAUGCUUUAUACAAAAUGAUAUAGCACAACUUGCAACAAGAUUAAAAUUCCAAGAGUUACUUCCAAAAAAUAUCGAACUAAUGAAUGAUUACAAUUUAGUGGCGAUGAUUAAGUAUUUUUAUGGAAUUAAUGAGAUCCUAGAGCAUAUGGGUGAAGGGGAAGCAAGACAAUUAGUUCUCAAGUGUUUUUACGACAUGCUUGGAAGUUACUUAAAGCACAUCGUCCUUCCAAUCACAAAAUAUUCAUUCUAUGCCGGUAAUGUGACAUAUUCAGUCGCUCAAAAUGUAUUUGAUCUUUUCGAUCGUUGUAAGGAACUACUUGACACAAAUGGAAAUAGCUGGUCGGAAGCAAUAACAGAUUUCUCUCAAUUUAAUGUCAAGAUCAUUCCACUUAUGAUUCCAAAAACAUCUGAUGAUGAGGCUAUGAAAGCAUGUUCCAAUCUUGUCACAAACCAAAAUGACGAUGAUAAUGAAGAGGAUAUGCUAGUUCCAUUGCCGAAAAUUGAAACUGAAGAUAAUGAUGAUUUAUCGACAAUUCGAUUGCCAUUAAAGCGCAAACAUACGUUUAACAUAAAUUCUAAAAAGUCUGCUUUCAUUUUACUACGUUAUUUUGUGUCAGUGACUCAGUGCUUCAAAUAUCAAGGAAUCAAUCAAUCACUGUUUAAUAAGAAAUUGAAUUUAUGGAUAACUGACAAUGUUUUGCCGUAUCUUGAUGAUGAUCAGCUUUAUCCAGCAUUUGGUGCCAUUUUGAGAAUUUUGGAGACAAUUAAAAGUUCUGAUGAAACUAUUUAUCAAGGAACUAGUCAAAAGAACUCAAAAAGGCAUAAACAACAGCUUGUGGAAUCGAAAAACUUUUUUGACUACACUAAAAACAUAAAUUCCGAUGAAUUUUCGUUUGACGACAGAAAUCGUGAUUUUAAUUGGUGGCAGAAUGCUGUUUUAGCAUCGAUUGGAAUAGUUAUCUUAGCUUUAUUGCUAAUUUACAUGAUCAUAAGGAUUUGUUGCAAUCGAAAGAAGAUUCGAGAAGUCGAGUACAAAAAAAACUCGAAUAAGAAAACUUUGAAGGAUAAGAUAAGAAAUGUCCUUAAAAAUAGCACGCAUAUGCCUGAACAUGACGAGUUUUAUGAAUACAAGAAGGUUCGCAACAAAAAAGGAAUCAAAUUUGAGAAUGAAAAGAAGUCAUCGCCACUGAGAAAAUUUAGAAAAGAUAAAGAAAAAGUCAAUUUGCCAUUACUGAAUAUGGCUGAAUCUGAGGAUGAAAUUGUGCUUCUCGAGUCAAAAAAAUCCACUCCUCAUUCAUCACUUAGUUCAUUGAGUAAGAAGACUGCUUUUAAAUUGUCAGAGGAAUCAGACAACAACAGUAAGCAAGACAUGAAAAAUUCACAUAGAUUCCUACAAAAGAUUCGUCCCAAAUCGCCAGCUCGAAAGAAUCAUUACGGAUAG